Lingula anatina is the source of this 1347-nucleotide messenger RNA. RefSeq names its product serine/arginine-rich splicing factor 7. The record is from RefSeq and is a predicted model, not a curated record. Gene Ontology annotation, molecular function: zinc ion binding; RNA binding. Lineage: Eukaryota; Metazoa; Brachiopoda; Lingulata; Lingulida; Lingulidae.
UACAUGCGACCUGUUAUGUGACGCUCGCGUAACCUUGAGCAGUGUCUGGCGUGGUGUGCUCCAGCUCGUAAAGACAAUGCCCCGUUCACAGCUAGAGUGCAAAGUGUACGUAGGAGACCUCCCACGAGAUGCAUCAGAGAAGGAACUAGAGAGGGCUUUUAGCUACUAUGGUAAAAUAAGAAAUGUCUGGGUAGCUCGUAAUCCCCCAGGCUUUGCUUUUGUGGAGUUUGAAGACCCAAGAGAUGCAGAUGAUGCUACAAGGGCCCUUGAUGGCACUACCAUGUGUGGCGUGAGAGUGCGAGUAGAGAGUUCUAAUGGAAAGGUUAGACCCAAACCAUGGCUGCGCAGAGGCCCACCACCUCGCUCAAGACGUCCUUUUCAUCCUGAAGACCGGUGUUAUGAAUGUGGGGAAUCGGGCCACUAUGCUUAUGACUGUAAAAACCAGAAAGGGGGCAGCAGUCGAAGGCGCAGCUCCAGAAGAUCAAGGUCAAGGUCCCGCUCAAGAAGACACAGAAGUUAUUCCAGGUCCAGGUCUCCCUCCAGAGAACGCCGUGGCAGAUCACGUUCCAGGACUCCACGAUCAAGAUCCAGAUCGCCAAGAAGAUCCCCAAGCCACUCCAGAUCUCGCUCUAGAGGUCCUGCUGGGAGCCCACAUGAACGCGGCAGUCCAAGAGGAGGCUCGCCGCCCCCACUGGAUGACUAGGAUUAGUCUUGAGAAUCUGCAGCCACUCGUGGGUGCUUAUAUGAUUGAGACAACAGCUUGAUAAGAAUAAAGAAAAAAAAAAAAAGAAUUGACAAUCUGUAGACAGUGGUGGAUACCACAUUUUAUCAUCGAGACAGAGAAAAGAAAAUGUAGGGAUGGUGAUGAUCGAAUUUAAAGGCUUCUCACAAUAAGAUAGUAUUUUUGUAUAGAUCUGUUUGAGAACAAAUUGAAUGCACACAACUACUUAUGAUGAUAAACAAAUAUUGUAAAUGACUAUAGAGUUUGAUUCUGACCAUUCCAUUGUGCGCUCGUUUGGUUAUGUAGUGAUUUUAAUUAUUAUCAAUGCUAUACUAACACUAAGUAUAUCCAUGUGGGCUACGUUUGUAUCGUUUGAACAAAGAUUAAAUGGAUACGAAGCUUAUCAUCAUAAGUUGCAUUUAAUCGGAAAUGCCUAUCCCAGAUUACGUUAUUUAGGUUCGUAUACACUAGUUGGCUUUACUUGCACAUGUCGCGUUUGUAAUGAAACGAAAUAUUCUUGUUUGUAUUUGUUUUAGUAAUCAUUAUCUUGGAAGUCGUAUUCUUUCCUGAUUCUUAUGAAUUUGUGUCGUGUAUGUAUUAGAAUAAAUGGAUUAUUUUAAAGAAAG